Molecule: messenger RNA, 2713 nt
Organism: Anolis carolinensis (green anole)
Lineage: Eukaryota; Metazoa; Chordata; Lepidosauria; Squamata; Anolidae
Gene: nkx6-3
Product: NK6 homeobox 3
Exons: 3
Coding region: 1383-2165 (260 amino acids)
Biological process (GO): cell differentiation; regulation of transcription by RNA polymerase II
Cellular component (GO): nucleus
Molecular function (GO): DNA-binding transcription factor activity, RNA polymerase II-specific; RNA polymerase II cis-regulatory region sequence-specific DNA binding
Source: RefSeq, a predicted model, not a curated record
CGUAUCACAAAAUCACAAGUCGAACACUUCCCAAGUGUCUAGGACAGUGUGAUGUAUUAUUAUUAUUAUUAUUAUUAUUAUUAUUAUUAUUAUUAUUAUUAUUAUUUUAUUAUGACACAGCAAACAAGAUAGAUAAGCUGGAUUUCGUAUCACAAAAUCACAAGUCGAACACUUCCCAAGUGUCUAGGACUGUGUGAUGUAUUAUUAUUAUUAUUAUUAUUAUUUUAUUAUGACACAGCAAACAAGAUAGAUAAGCUGGAUUUCGUAUCACAAAAUCACAAGUCGAACACUUCCCAAGUGUUUAGGACUGUGUGAUGUAUUAUUAUUAUUAUUAUUAUUAUUAUUAUUAUUAUUAUUAUUAUUAUUGACACAACGACAUUGUAUGACACAGCAAACAAGAUAGAUAUGCUGGAUUUCGUUUCACAAAAUCACAAGUCGAACACUUCCCAAGUGUCUAGGACUGUGUGAUGUAUUUUCGGAUGAUGCGUGCAGAUCCCUGUAAGGUGGCCUUUUGCAGUUGGCAGAUCGUAAUUUUGUCAAUGUCUAUUGUUUCCAAAUGCCGGCUGAGAUCUUUUGGCACGGCACCCAGUGUGUUUAUUAUUAUUAUUAUUAUUACACAAUUCUGUUAGCAACAAAAUAUACAACAACCUUGUGAUCCCGGCCAUGAAAGCCUUCGACAACACAUCUUUUCAUGAGACCUUCCCAGUGGAUUGAUAAGCAUCCUAUUUGCUUCUCUCUUUCCUAAGCACAUCAGUUUGUGAAGCGACUGCCUCGUCCAGUUUUCCCGUCCAAGUUCCUUCCCAUAUCCAAUCCAUCUACUACAAUGCUGCGGAGUUGCAUUCUCAGUCUCUCGCUUAAACACACGCGCAAGCAAGCAAGCAUACAUAUAUGCACACCCCUCCUGCUCCGUAAUCCAUCACACAUCCAAGGCAAUGGCAGGCUCCGUCUUUUCACUCCAGCGCCACCCAAGCGUUAAGGUUCUGGUGUUGACCGUCGAUCUCUCAAAGGGCAAUUUGUCUGGGAGCAGCCAAUCCAGGUCCUGCCCUGGGCCGGCCCAAUGAGCGGCACGGGACCCAGAGCGCCAGCCUAUCCAAGGCCCGGCAUUCUAAUCAGCCCCAUCUUUAACCGGAGGAAAUGUAGCUCCUCUUGAAGUUAAACUUGGUGGCUGGUCAGUCUUGGAUUCAGUCUCGUUGGGCAUGGGGACAUACGCGAGCCAGGCAUCUAAUGCACUUGCGCUACGGUUUGCCUUGGCCAACGUUGUCGCCCAGCGGUGCCAUCGGAGAGGCUCGUUCUGAAACAAGACAACCACUGUGGUUUCAAGAGCAUGGCACUGCCAACGUACUGAAAGUCUAGUCUAUCUGAAGAAAUAAUUUCUCCCCACGAUGGACUCCAAUCUGCAGGGGACGUUCCUGCUCAACAAUGCUUCUCUCGCCUCUUUCCCGGAAGUCAAAGCACCCAUGUGCCAGUAUUCGGUGCAAAACUCCUUCUACAAGCUCAGCCCCUCGGGACUCAGUGCCCAGCUGGCAGCCGGCACACCGCACGGCAUCAGCGACAUCCUGAGCAGGCCUCUGGCUGCGCCAAACAGCACCCUCCUGCCUGGCUAUUCCCAUGUCGGGGGAUUCAACGGAUUGGGAACCCAGAGCAUUUAUUAUGGGUCCCAAGUCGGGAACUUCUCCAAAGCCGGGAGCGAAUACGUCGCCAGGGGUCGGAGCUGCUGGGCGGAUACGGGACAGGAGUGGCACGGAGGACGGCCGUGUAGCAACUCCACGGGGCACAUGUCUGACGGGCUCCACAAGAAGAAGCACACGCGGCCCACCUUCACCGGGCACCAGAUCUUCGCCUUGGAGAAGACCUUUGAGCAGACCAAAUACCUGGCCGGACCUGAGCGGGCACGACUGGCCUAUUCCCUCGGCAUGAGCGAAUCCCAGGUGAAGGUGUGGUUCCAGAACCGGCGCACCAAGUGGCGGAAGAAGAGUGCCCUGGAGCCCUCCUCCUCCUCCUCCCCGAGGGCCGGGGCCGGGCCUGGCGAGCGCUCCGUCUCCGACGAGGACGAUGAGUACAACAAACCGCUGGACCCCGACUCGGACGAUGAGAAGAUCCGGCUCCUGUUGCGCAAACACCGGGCCGCCUUCUCCGCCCUGGGCCUGGGCUCCCACAGUGGCUGAGAGACUGCUGGGAUUUAUGGGAUGGGAUGGGAUGUGGGGAGAAUAGAUCCAGCAAGCGGGACUUGAGGGGUUUGCGAUAAGUUUGGGGGGCACAAUGGGACUCUGGCAGCCUGGAUGUCUCCAAAGCCAAGACACUUAAAGAAGAGGGAUUAACGUUGCCAACUCCAACAAAGAUCACAGAAGACGGAUAAAACAUUUCAACAACCAUUCUGGCUUUUAUCUGCCAGUCUGUCUGGUCUCAAAACUGGGAGACUAAAGGGGCAUCUACACUGCAAAACGAAUGCAGUUUGGCACUGCAUUAACUCCCACAACUCAAUUCUGGGAGAGUCAUCCUUUGGAGAGGCUGCAAAAGUGCAACUCCUUGGCAUAAAAUUGAACCAUGGCAGUGAAAGAGUGUGCAUGCAUCCUUAUUUUCAGUAAAAGUUGCAUAUGUUUCCAUCCUACACUGUAUUCACACAUAUGUUUUAAAUGGACCUAUAAAUUAACUCCAGGAAUUGUGUUGCAAAUACAGUAGAGUCUCACUUAUCCAAGCUAAACGGGCCGGCAGA